Molecule: messenger RNA, 312 nt
Organism: Protopolystoma xenopodis
Lineage: Eukaryota; Metazoa; Platyhelminthes; Monogenea; Polystomatidea; Polystomatidae
Source: the annotation of a GenBank genome assembly
GAUUCUUUGAUUGGGGAUCUUCUUGACAUCGACGUUGGUCCCACAACCACUGCAUUGGAUCCAAGUUCUAUAUAUGCUUUUCCAUCGAAAGGUGAUCCUAUGGCGCCUAUGUCUGGGGCUGCUGCAGCCAGUUCGGGAGACUUGCUUGGCGAUGGUCUUGAUGAUCUCCUUCCUGGCGCAAGUUUGACUCAUAAUAUAGCCCCGGGGACUAAAUCAGGUCUUUAUUACAUCUCAGCAAUGCAGUUACACUCCCUAAAUUAUUCAAAUAUCGCUUUUGAUUUUAUCAUUAAUAUCCGUUUUUCUGCUUUAUAA